Sinocyclocheilus rhinocerous is the source of this 619-nucleotide messenger RNA. RefSeq names its product fibrillin 2a (gene fbn2a). Lineage: Eukaryota; Metazoa; Chordata; Actinopteri; Cypriniformes; Cyprinidae. The record is from RefSeq and is a predicted model, not a curated record. The annotation marks the transcript as partial. The transcript has 5 exons.
AUGUCUCAAGGGGCUCUGAGGUGUUUAGUGGGAUUUGUUGCUCUACUGGGAAUUUUAGUGCUGAAAAUCUCAGGAAUUCAUGGAAAAGCGACUGUUCAUAUGGAUGGAUCUCAGAGAUGGGAAAAACCUGAGUCCCUGAGAGGCCCUAAUGUGUGUGGAUCACGUCUGCAGUCCUACUGCUGUCCGGGCUGGGAGACUCUGCCUGCAGGCAACCGCUGUGUUGUGCCUAUUUGCCGGAGCAGCUGUGGUGAUGGUUUCUGCUCCAGACCCAACAUGUGUACAUGUCCUGGUGGCCAAAUAGCCCCAACCUGUGCCAACAAAUCAUCCCAACACUGCAAUAUCAGAUGUAUGAAUGGAGGGCUGUGUGAAGAUGACCAUUGCCAGUGUCCAAAGGGAUUUACAGGAAGCUUCUGUGGACAGCAUUACCGAACAGGGCCAUGCUUCAUCCGGGUGCACAGCAGGCAGUGUGCAGCUCAGAGCAGUGGCUUUGUGUGCAGUAAGGCACUGUGCUGUGCCACGGUGGGACAAGCGUGGGGUCACCUGUGUGAGCUGUGCGCUCCGCUCAGCUCAUCCUGCAGCAGAGGAUUCACGCCAAAUAGCCGCACAGGAGCCUGCCAAG